AUGUUAACACUAUUAUUUUCAUCUGGAUGGACAUAUUACGGUAAUAUAAUUAUUUGUAGUAUUGUUGUUAUUCCUACAAUAUUUUUUCUUCCAAUAUUACAACGAACAAGACAAUUUAUUCGUUUAAUAAUUAAUACAUAUCAUGAUCUUGUUCUAUCAUCUAUACGUGAUCAGUUUUCAAUUAAACUUAGCCAUAAAUUAUAUAAUAAAACAUGUUCUAGCUCAACAGAUUGUACAUUUGAUGCUCGAUUUAAUCGUCCAUUAACUGUGAAACAUAUUCAAAUCGAAUCAAAAGAAAAGAAUUGUUUAAAUUACAGAAUUCGGAUUCUACAUAUAUUAUCUUCUAAUAUUCGAAUUUUACCAUUGUCGAAUAUUAAAUUAACUGUUCAAAAUCAAUUCGAUAUUCCAAGAAAAGAAACAAUGAUUGGUAUUAAUGUAUAUCCAACAAUAUCUGUAUUCGAAAUCGAUAUCAAAGUUCAACGAUGUGAGAUAAAUGAUUCACCAUUUUUAUUAUUAUUUACUCGUUUAAUGACAAAUAUUGUACUUAUGGGUGAAGGAUCUUCAUCUGUAUUAUCAAAUGGAAAAGUAUUAGUUACUGGUGGAUGGGAUAGUGGUGUUUUAAACAGUGCUGAGCUGUAUGAUCCAUCAACAGGUACUUGGACAACUACUGGUAACAUGAAUAAUGCACGAAUUUAUCACACAGCAUCUGUAUUAUCAAAUGGAAAAGUAUUAGUUACUGGUGGAUACAGUAGUGGUAGUGCUUUAAAUAGUGCUGAGCUGUAUGAUCCAUCAACAGGUACUUGGACAACUACUGGUAACAUGGCUAAUGCACGAGAGUAUCACACAUCAUCUGUAUUAUUAAAUGGAAAAGUACUGGUUACUGGUGGAGUUGGUAAUACUGGUUAUUUAAAUAGUGCUGAAUUGUAUGAUCCAUCAACAGGUAUUUGGACACCUACUGGUAACAUGAAUAAUGCACGACAAUUUCACAGAGCAUCUGUAUUAUCAAAUGGAAAAGUAUUAGUUACUGGUGGAAUAGACAAUAAUUUUAGUUUGUCAAAUAGUGCUGAAUUGUAUGAUCCAUUAACAAGCACUUGGACAACUAGUAGUAACAUGAAUAAUGCGCGAGAGUGGCACACAGCAUCUGUAUUAUUAAAUGGAAUAGUAUUAGUUACUGGUGGAUCGAAUAAUGCUGUUUUAAAUAGUGCAGAAUUAUAUUAA
Adineta steineri is the source of this 1218-nucleotide messenger RNA. Lineage: Eukaryota; Metazoa; Rotifera; Eurotatoria; Adinetida; Adinetidae. The record is from the annotation of a GenBank genome assembly.